This is a messenger RNA of Pimephales promelas (fathead minnow), 2174 nucleotides long. RefSeq names its product AVL9 cell migration associated (gene avl9). The record is from RefSeq and is a predicted model, not a curated record. NCBI's taxonomy places the organism in Eukaryota, Metazoa, Chordata, Actinopteri, Cypriniformes, Leuciscidae. Gene Ontology annotation, cellular component: cytoplasm.
AUGAAUGGCUAUGAUGGAUUGAUUGAUGAUCCAUCUAUUCGAGCCAUGGCUCGCCCUCUCUCGGCUGUCUAUGACGGGUUUUCGUCUGGUGUGUUUGUGUCCUGGAGGCGGAGCAUCGCGUGACAUGAUGGUCAAGAGUGCGGAAGUUAAAGGCUCCACACAUUAAACAAAUGUUUUACUUUUUAUUUCUUCUCUUUUGAACUCUGGUUUGAUUAUAAUAGAGCUAAUGGAGUCGCAGUGCAAAGAGGAACCGGUGCUGCACAUCGUAGUUGUGGGAUUUCACCAUAAAAAGGGUUGUCAGGUAGAAUUCUCAUAUCCUCCCAUUAUUCCCAGUGCGGGUCAUGACAGUAACACACUCCCAGAGGAAUGGAAGUACCUGCCUUUCCUGGCACUGCCCGACGGAGCACACAAUUAUCAGGAAGACACAGUCUACUUUCAUUUACCUCCUCUGGAUGGACAGAUGAAAUGUGUUUAUGGAGUGUCUUGCUACAGACAGAUGGAGGCUAAGGCACUGAAAGUACGAGAGGCAGAUAUCACGAGAGAGACAGUUCAGAAGAGUGUUUGUGUUCUCAGUCGACUGCCACUGUUUGGAAUGAUAGAGGCUAAACUUCAGCUCAUAACACACGCUUACUUUGAAGAAAAAGAUUUCUCUCAGAUCUCCAUCCUAAAGGAGCUCUAUGAUCAUAUGAACAGAUCUUUAAGCUGUACAGCGCUGGAGGGAUCACAGAUUUAUCUGGGUCUGUCUGCCAGAGAUUUGAUCCUGCACUUUAAACACAAGGUUCUGAUUAUUUUUAAACUGAUUCUGCUAGAAAAGAAGAUCCUGUUUUAUGUGACUCCAGUGAAGAGAUUGGUUGAAACUCUGAUGACUGUGCUGUCAUUGUUUCCAGGUAUAAUAGAGCAUGGGAUGGCAGAUUCCUCUCACUACCAGCCCCGGAGGAGCAUCUCAGAGGACUUCAGUUCACCAGAAAUUAUAUCUGCAGAUGAAGAAUUAUUCUCCAUGUCUGCUACAGAUUUUACUGACACACCAAAAGAGCUUGAGGGCAGGUAUGAUGUCAGUGACCAGCCAGAUCAAUCAAAGGCUUGUAACACUGCUUUGGACACACACUACCUUCAGCCUCACACGGGAAACUUGCUGGACUCCUCAGAGUGUGAAUGGGAGACACUGGAGCCUCAUGUUAUGGAUGAAAUGGAAGAGAAUGUGGACAUGGAUCAUUCAGAGAUAUUUGACACAGAUUCAGGUCUGCCAAUAACAGUACAGCCACAGUCAGCCACAGGACAGGGAACGCUGACCUCAGGCAUUGUAUCUGGAUUGCAAGAAGACCAGUAUGGACUACCACUCGCUAUCUUUACAAAGGGUUACCUGUGCAUGCCAUACAUGGCACUCCAACAGCACCACCUGCUAUCAGAUAUAAGUGUUCGAGGUUUUGUUGCCGGAGCGACCAACAUCCUCUUCCGUCAACAGCGCCACCUAAGUGAUGCCAUUGUGGACGUGGAUGAAGCCCGUAUUCAGAUCCAUGACCCAGAGCUGCGCAAAAUGCUGUAUUUAAGUACAGCUGAUCUGCGAUUCGCUGAUUACCUGGUGAAACAUGUCACUGAAAAUAAAGAGGAUGUGUUUCUGGACGGGACGGGCUGGGAGGGUGGAGAUGAGUGGAUAAGGGCGCAGUUUGGCCUAUAUGUACACUCGCUGUUAUCUUCUGCUCUACAGCAAGAUCAUGAGCGGCUGUUGGCGGAUUAUGGAGCUGCGUUCACAUCUGCCUGGAAAAUCACACACAACUACAGAGUGUGGAUCAGCAACAAGCAUCCAGCAAUGGCCGAGAUCACUCCAGGACAUCCAUUCCAGGGUCAGUACAGUGUGGCCGAUGUAAAGAUCCGCUUGUCACAUUCAAUGCAGAACAGCGAGCGUGGGAAGAAGAUUGGGAAUGCUGUGAUGUCAACGAGCAGAAGUGUCGUGCAAACAGGAAAGGCUGUCGGUCAGUCAGUGGGUGGAGCUUUGACCGUCGCUAAAUCAGCCAUGUCGUCCUGGUUCUCCAUGCUGGCUCAGCCGACCGCAGCAGUCAGUGCAUCUCCACAGUCUACGGACUGACUUCUACUUCUAAGUACUAAAGAGAAGACAAUACUGCAGACAUUGCACAUAUCUCUAUUGUUAGGAUAUAUAACAAUGAAGAUUUUUAUGA